Chelonus insularis is the source of this 3536-nucleotide messenger RNA. RefSeq names its product WW domain-containing adapter protein with coiled-coil wacky (gene wcy). Bases 294 to 2201 code for a protein of 635 amino acids. Gene Ontology annotation, molecular function: chromatin binding; RNA polymerase II complex binding. The record is from RefSeq and is a predicted model, not a curated record. Gene Ontology annotation, cellular component: nucleus. The transcript has 11 exons. Gene Ontology annotation, biological process: positive regulation of TORC1 signaling; regulation of autophagy. Lineage: Eukaryota; Metazoa; Arthropoda; Insecta; Hymenoptera; Braconidae.
AUUAAUUUAUUGAUAGUCAAAAACAAAUUAUUUAGAAGUUUCUCAACAAUCUAAAAGAAUUUCAAUAAUUAUUGUGUAUGCUAAGUUUGUAUAAUUUCACGAGUGAAUAACGGCACCAGAUGUCGCUUAGUUUACUUUUCAUCGUGAAUCUGCGGCCCGUUUCACUGAAGUGACAUGGCGUCCGGGUAGGAAGAAAGUUGAUUGUUAAAUAAGCGUUAAUGUUGUUUUUAUGACAUUAAUUUGAGCUCAAAAAUAUAUCCGAGACCGCGAAUUUUUCACAGACACUGGCAUUGAUGGUAAUGCAUGCAAGGAAACCACAAAGGAUCAGCGAUGGGUACUUUGAAAAGCACCAGGCCCAUCCCUAUCAGAACACUAAGUAUAGCGGUUCCAAAGGCUACCCUUCAUCAGCCGUAUCAUCAGACAGUCGUUACGAGCAGCGAAUGCGUGAUUCUCCAAAUGGCAAUUCGUAUAGUCCAGCUGGUGGACUGGGAAUUGGCAUGCCAGUGGAUCGCGAAAGUCCACGAAGCUACACAACCAAACCUCUUUAUAAGAAGGAGAGAGAAAAUAGAGACUACAAGUUAUCUUCUUCGAGAGAAAAGUAUUCCGAUUGUGCACGAUCUCCAAAAGACAAAAGAAGCCGUGAAGGACGAGACUCGGAGCACAGGACCAAUCAUGAUAGGAGUGGUGGAGAGAUCUUACAUCCCAUAAAAUUAUCAUCAAAUUCAUCAAGAGAUUCAUCACAGCGGAAACCAGCACAUAAUUCAUGUCAGGAUAAGCGCGGAGAUGAACGAGGUGGUGCGAUGGAAAGAGCAGCCAGGUUUGGCGACUGGUCAGAACAUUUGAGUUCUUCGGGUAAAAAGUAUUAUUACAACUGCAAAACAGAGGUUUCUCAGUGGGAAAAACCACGAGAAUGGAUCGUCCGAACUGACAGUAGGCAGCGUCAAUCGAACGAUUAUUCAUCUAGGUCAAGUCACGACAAACAUUCCAACUCGCGUUCAAAUAGUAGCAGUAAUGUGCGGGAUAGUAAAUCAUCUUCUCGACAGACAGAAAAACGUGAAUAUUGGAGCUCGUGUUCAGCUAGUAAUACUGCGGGUGGUAACAGUGUUGGUAGUGGCACGAGUAGAGAUGAAGUGGGUUCGCGAGAACGUGAAAAAGAACGCGAUCGUGAACGAGAACGAGAUAGAGAACAGCGGGAGCGAGAACGUGAACGAGAACGAGAACGUGAUCGUGAGCGUGAACGAGAGAGAGAAUCAUCUCGAGAAGAAGUUUGUGGAGAACGCCAAGCACAGGAUAUGGACAUUUCUCCAGGAGAUUCAACACCCACGUCAGAACCGCAAACGUCGAGUGCUCAUGAAUCACUGCCACAGGGACCUGUACUUCUUGCAACAGCGUUACCACGACUAACAUCGCAUCCCCCCACAACACCACAAACACCCGGUAAACUGUCCAGUUCCCCAACACUCACGCAACCUGGCAGUAGUAAUGCACCCGGACCGCCAGUCACUUUGGCCAAUUUACCUAGACUUUUAUCUCAAAUAACUGGAAGUAAAGAUCAGAAUGAUAUUGCUUCACAAAAAGCACUUCAGACAAUCCAAACAGCUCUUUUCCUGUCUCGACAGUCAGGAAGUAGUAGCAAUGACCGAGCAGGUGGAAAUAGUGAUGUUAUGGCGCCUCUUAAAGUGGAUACUAGUGGCAAUGUUACACUAACAAAUGAGGGACCACCGACUCCGACGCAUUCUGAAACUCAGGAUUGCAUCGAUGCUCGAAAGUCAAGCCCUGGAGGAGGAAAUGUUGGUGUUCAAGGUCUUAGCUCUCUUCAAGGAUUGAGUACACUAGGUUCUCUUAGUAAUCUUGGUAAUAGUGGUGGUCUUCAAGCACUGUCGAGAGUACAACCACCGCUAACACCUUCUCUCACUCCAUCACUUGCUAACCAUUAUAGGGAAGAUUUAACACAGCAUGUUCGCGCUUUUCCAGCAGAUAUCCUGGAAAAACAGGCCCAAAAGCUAAGUGAAGAAGCUCAUACAAUGGGUAGUUUACAGUGUACAAGAGUUUCCGCAGAGCUUAAGACUGCACGAUCAAUAGUAAGGCUCACAGAAAUUCAAGCAACACUUCAAGAACAAAGGAUAUUAUUUCUUCGCCAACAAAUUCAAACAUUAGAGGAAUUAAAAUCACAAAAUUCCUUUAUGUCUGACGAUUCUUAGUGUAAGGGACUUUAUAAAAGUUAAUUAAUUAAUAAUAUUAAUAAAAAAAAAAUAAUGAUAAUAAUGAUUAAAAACCUUUAGAUAAUUCACGCAAGUAAACAAGAGUAAACAUAAUUAAUAUUCUCAUUAAUGUUAAAAAUAAUUAAGAAAUGUACCUAAAUUAUAUCAUUAAAAAUAGAAGUGAUAUACAUUAGCGAAUGAUGAUUGGUCUGCCUAGAGAGGAUAGGCUUUGCUUGUCAAUCGUUAUAAUUUUUAUCAUUAUCAUAAAACGAUUCGAUUUUGUUACUAUCGUUUUUUCAUUGUCAUUACGUGUCAUCAUUACACAAAUAUUUGUCAUUGUGCAUUUUCAUUAAAUUUAUAAUGUUGUUAUAGAUAAUUAAAAAUAAGUAUGUAAUUCUAUACUCUGGGAAACGCACUAGGCCUAUCCCCGCAAAGCAGUAACGAAAAUCAUUCGAUUUGAUGUAGGGGAAAAGUGUUAAGUUAGAUUGUAUUAGGACCAUUGGUUCUAAUCUGCAAACUGUACUGAAUUGUAUAUUUAAAUUCACAUUAUCUUUAUACUACUUGUGUUGUAUAUGUCAGUGUUUCGUAUAUGGAGCAGCAUUUUAAUUCGUUGAUUAAAACGAUGAAGAAACAAAAUUAUUUGUUGUAAAACUAAUAAUAAAAUUCAUAUAAUACGGUUUAGGAUCACAUGAUUUACCAUUUUAUUCACAUUUUUAUAUACUUUUUUAAUUCAUUUGCUUGGUCUUAUCUCUGUUGAUUGUAUGACCAAAUGGUCACUGUAUUAAAUAAUAAUAAUAAUAAUAAUAAUAAUAAUAAUAAUGAUAACUAUAACAAUAAAAUUAAUAAUUAUUAAGUCUUGCCACCAAAUUUCAAUAGGCUUGUUCCAAUCGUCAUUUGUAAAAAGAAGUAGUAAUAAAUUGCGAAAAAGCUUUUUUGAGUACAUAAUUACUGAUUUUCAUUUUUUUCAUCACUAAAUAUACUAUCAAUUAUUGAUUAUUGAUUAAUUAUUACCUGAACUACUAUUUUUUACACUUGGAUUUUAAUAAUUCUCUCUAUUACUAGUGAAAAUAGAUUAUUUGUAUUUAGUAUUAUUUGGUUAAGAAGUUUGUUAAUACUUUAGCUGUAUAAAAAAAAUAAUAUUCGUUAGUAAAUAGAUUUCUCAAUUACCAUGAGAAUAAAUAACAAAAUCAACGUUUACCAUUACAACAAAUUUUUAUUAUAAUAAUUAGUCUGAAUCAAAAAUUAAUAAACGAAGAUAAAGGAAAUCGAGGAAAAUGUUUAUAACUAUGGAAUUACAUGAAACACUGGAAAAAAAUGAAAAUUGAAAAAUAAAGA